Messenger RNA from Puccinia triticina, 165 nucleotides. RefSeq lists its product as uncharacterized. Bases 1 to 165 code for a protein of 54 amino acids. The transcript is spliced from 2 exons. Lineage: Eukaryota; Fungi; Basidiomycota; Pucciniomycetes; Pucciniales; Pucciniaceae. The record is from RefSeq and is a predicted model, not a curated record.
AUGAAGCAGAUGAGCAAAGAGGAGCGGAGAGCCAUCCAGGACAAGCAGCGUGCCAACAUGGCAAUGUCAUACACCAACUCGUCAAUCAUUCAGGAAGUCCUUCUACAAGCCCACCAGGAAGGAGUGAAAUUCAGCGUGGCUUUAGUGGACUCACGGCCGGCUUAA